Messenger RNA from Vicia villosa (hairy vetch), 3187 nucleotides. RefSeq names its product pentatricopeptide repeat-containing protein At1g79490, mitochondrial. The transcript has a single exon. The record is from RefSeq and is a predicted model, not a curated record. NCBI's taxonomy places the organism in Eukaryota, Viridiplantae, Streptophyta, Magnoliopsida, Fabales, Fabaceae. Bases 152 to 2614 code for a protein of 820 amino acids. Gene Ontology annotation, molecular function: protein binding.
CAAAUUGUAUUGAACUUUGAACUUUUGAAGUGGUGUGGUGUGUGUAAGAUAAAUCUCUCAAACAAACAUAUCAGGGUUUUAGCAUUCUAUUCCAACACCAUCACGAAGUAGUGAGUCUUCAAUUACCAUCACUUUUGUUUUCUUCAAUUCAAUGAUUCAUAAUCGCCAAUUGAUUUUCACUACUUCCAAUCUCUACAAACUCACCCAUCAUUUUUCCUUUCUUUCUCGCACUUCCCCACCACCCUUUUCCGCAAAGUUAACGUCUUUAGCUUCCACAACCGGAUUCACUUCCACCCACAGAACCCCAGGUUUGUUCAAAAAUUCCAACUUUCUAGGUCACGUUAGUUUAUUGAGAUGUUACUGUAAUAAUAACAGUGGUGGGUCAAAGGAAUGGACCGAGGAAAUUGAGUAUUUAGAUGAAUCUGGUAGUGUUAUUUAUAAGGGUAAGGGUGUUAGGUCUGUUGAGCCUGGGAUUGAUGAUCAUGUUAUGGUGGGUGAGGUUAAAAAGCCCUUUUUGAAUGCUUUAGCUGUGGCUAAAAUUGUUGAGGUUGUAAAGAGAUGGAAGUGGGGUCCAGAAUUGGAGACCCAAUUGGACAAGCUUCAGUUUGUGCCAAACAUGACUCACAUUGCUCAAGCUUUGAAGGUUAUUAACGAUGGUGAUGCUUGCUUGAGUUUGUUUCGGUGGUCUAAGAGGCAGUCUUGGUAUUCGCCGAGUGAUGAUUGUUAUGUUAUGUUGUUUGAUGGGUUGAAUCAGCGGAGGGAUUUCGAUGGGAUACAGUCGAUGUUCGAUGAGAUGGUUGGUGAUUCUGGGAAUAGUGGGGUUUCGUUGGUGGUUUCGUGUAAUCGAGUGAUUCGGUAUUUGGCUAAGGGGGAGAGGUUGGAAGUUGCUUUUUGUUGCUUUAAGAAAAUUCAGGAUGGUGGGGGUGAGGUUGAUACUGAAACGUAUAAUUCGCUUAUUACUUUGUUUUUGAAUAAGGGUUUGCCUUAUAAGGCGUUUGAGAUUUAUGAGAGCAUGGAGAAAGCUAAUUGUAAAUUGGAUAGUUCGACUUAUGAAUUGAUGAUUCCGAAUUUGGCUAAGUCGGGCCGUCUUGAUGCUGCUUUCAAGCUCUUUCAAGAAAUGAAAGGAAGAGAUUUUCGGCCAGGUUUAAACAUCUUUACGUCACUUGUUGAUUCCAUGGGGAAGGCAGGGAGGUUGGAUGGUGCAAUGAAAGUUUACAUGGAGAUGCGAGGUUACGGAUACAGGCCGCCCCCUACCAUAUAUGUCUCUCUGAUUGAAUCUUAUGUGAAAUCUGGAAAGUUAGAAACUGCUUUGAGGCUUUGGGAUGAGAUGAAACUAGCAGGGUUCAGGCCUAACUUUGGCUUGUAUACAUUGAUCAUUGAGUCUCAUGCAAAAUCAGGGAAGCUUGAUAUUGCUAUGUCUGCAUUUUCUGAUAUGGAGAAAGCUGGAUUUCUACCAACUCCAUCUACAUAUGCUUGUCUCUUGGAAAUGCAUGCUGCGUCUGGACAAAUCGAUCAUGCCAUGAAGCUGUACAAUUCAAUGACUAAUGCAGGUUUAAGGCCUGGCUUAAGCACUUACACCGUUCUUUUAACUUUACUCGCUAAUAAGAAGCUGGUGGAUGUUGCUGCCAAGAUUCUACUUGAAAUGAAGGCCAUGGGAUAUUCGGUAGAUGUGACAGCUAGUGAUGUUUUGAUGGUGUAUAUCAAGGAAGGUUCAGUUGAUCUUGCUUUGAGGUGGCUGCGUUUCAUGGGUUCGUCGGGGAUCAGAACCAAUAAUUUUAUAAUCAGGCAAUUGUUUGAGUCGUGCAUGAAGAACGGAAUAUACGAAUCAGCGAAGCCUCUUCUUGAAACAUAUGUUAACUCCGCCGCCAAAGUUGAUUUGAUACUUUACACCUCAAUUUUAGCUCAUCUUGUCAGGUGUCAGGAAGAAGAGAAUGAGAGGCAUUUGAUGUCUAUCCUUAGUGCAACAAAGCACAAGGCACACUCAUUUAUGUGUGGACUUUUCACGGGUCCCGAACAGAGGGGACAACCAGUGUUGACUUUCGUAAGGGAAUUCUUCCAAAGUAUUGAUUAUGAAUUGGAGGAAGGUGCUGCAAAGUACUUUGUCAAUGUCCUUCUCAAUUACCUAGUUCUUAUGGGACAGAUAAAUCGAGCUCGAUGCGUUUGGAAAGUUGCUUACGAGAAUAAACUUUUCCCAAAGGCUAUAGUUUUUGAUCAGCACAUUGCUUGGUCCCUUGAUGUUAGAAACUUAUCAGUUGGAGCCGCGCUUAUAGCAACAGUGCACACUCUUCACAGGUUCAGAAAACGUAUGCUGUAUUACGGUAUUGUCCCUAGACGGAUUAAACUGGUGACAGGACCAACGUUAAAGAUUGUGAUUGCGCAGAUGUUAAGCUCAGUAGAGUCUCCGUUUGAGGUGAGUAAAGUGGUUCUUAGGGCACCAGGAGAUUCGGUGAUGGAGUGGUUUAAGAAACCGAUAGUCCAGCAGUUUCUUCUGAAUGAUAUUCCGUCUAGGGCUGAUAUCUUGAUGCACAAGCUGAACAUACUUUUCCCUAAUUCGGCUCCUGAAAUUAGAUCUCUAUCUCCUCCUAAACCUCUUAUUGCAGGCAGGGCAUUGUAAACAGUUCUUAAUAUCUUACAGCUGUUCGAGAUGCAGACUCUUCAUAUGUUCGGUAUAAACAGAUACAGAUAUGUACGAUUUAAGAAUUUGGAAUAAAAUCUUUUAAGAUUUAUAUUCUUUUCCCUCAAAAGUUGUGGAGUAAUGCAUAAAUACUCGGAUCCUGUCAUGAUUAGUUUUUUUUUGUUGAGAAAAUGUUUAGAGUAUUCAUAUAUGUCAAGUCAAGGUUUUCUCUCCAGGUGAUACUAGGAUAGGUUUAGCUGCAUAAGAGAUGAUUAUGUACUUAUUUCUUGAUUUAAAUUAUUCUGUGAGAUGCUUUAACUGGUCUCGAGCCGGAACACUCUCAAGAGUCUGUACUGGAUUAUGUGAGAGAGACAACUCUAUUGAAGUUAUAACAGAAUGUGAGUUACAGUUAUAGGGAUAUUACCAAGUUCUUUAAUCAGUGACAGGAUCUACAAGUGUUGUGCUUCUGUUUGCAGUAUGCAAAUAAAGGAAGAGGCUGAGUUGGAAAAUUAUGCGCUUAUUAGAUAUUAACGUUAAAAAAAUAAAAUAAAUGAUGUGUAUAUGUUGGAUCCA